Myzus persicae (green peach aphid) is the source of this 1644-nucleotide messenger RNA. It is a transcript of the gene TyrRS, whose product is annotated as tyrosine--tRNA ligase, cytoplasmic. Bases 1 to 1584 code for a protein of 527 amino acids. Gene Ontology annotation, molecular function: tyrosine-tRNA ligase activity; tRNA binding; ATP binding. NCBI's taxonomy places the organism in Eukaryota, Metazoa, Arthropoda, Insecta, Hemiptera, Aphididae. The transcript has 10 exons. The record is from RefSeq and is a predicted model, not a curated record. Gene Ontology annotation, biological process: tyrosyl-tRNA aminoacylation.
AUGUCUUCAGUUAUCGAAAAGAAAAAUUUAAUUUUACGGAACCUUCAAGAGGUUCUUGGCGAAGAUAAACUCGAUAUCAUACUAAAGGAAAGAGAUUUAAAAAUUUAUUGGGGUACUGCCACAACUGGACGUCCACACAUUGCAUAUUUUGUUCCAAUAUCAAAAAUAGCGGACUACUUAAAAGCUGGCUGUGAGGUAACAAUUUUAUUUGCUGAUUUACAUGCAUAUUUGGAUAAUAUGAAGGCUCCUUGGGAACUAUUAGAACUCAGAGUACAGUAUUACGAGCACUCAAUUAAAGCUAUGCUAAGUUCAAUCGGUGUACCACUUGAAAAAUUAAAAUUUGUACGAGGAACAGAAUAUCAACUUUCAAAAGAGUAUACAAUGGAUGUAUACCGAUUGAGUUCUUCAAUUACCGAACAUGAUGCCAAGAAAGCUGGGGCUGAAGUUGUAAAACAAGUUGAUAAUCCAUUACUAUCUGGGUUGCUAUAUCCUGGAUUACAAGCAUUGGAUGAAGAGUAUCUAAAAGUUGAUGCUCAGUUUGGUGGAGUAGACCAGCGUAAGAUAUUUACCAUGUCUGAAAAAUAUCUUCCUCAGUUGGGUUAUGCAAAAAGAAUACAUUUAAUGAAUCCAAUGGUUCCUGGACUAGCUGGAGGUAAAAUGUCCUCCUCUGAAGUGGAUAGUAAAAUCGAUUUAUUGGAUUCACCAGCUAUGGUAAAGAAAAAAUUGAAAAAAGCAUUCUGUGAACCCGGAAAUAUUGCGGAAAAUGGUCUACUUGCAUUUGCUAAACAUGUCAUUUUUGGUUUAUUUGAACCUAAUGAAAAAUUUAAAAUAUCAAGAAACGAAGCUAAUGGAGGAGAUUUGAAUUUUAGCACCUACGAAGAUCUUGAAAUUUGUUUUUCCGAACAAAAGCUGCAUCCAGCUGAUUUAAAAGCAUCUGUUGAAUUUUAUAUCAAUAGACUGUUAGAUCCAAUAAGACAAAUUUUUGAUAAACCCGAAUUACAGAAACUAGUUGCCAAUGCAUACCCAGCCCCAGUCAAACCAAAAAAAACUGAGAAAAAUAAUACCAAUCAACAAGAGGAAAUUUCCCCUUAUCGUUUGGACAUCCGUGUUGGUAAAAUUGUUGAAGUAUCUAAACAUCCAGAAGCGGACGCAUUGUAUGUUGAAAAGAUUGAUCUUGGUGAAGAGCAGCCUAGAACAAUAGUUAGUGGUCUUGUAAAUUACGUACCAAUUAAUGAAAUGCAAGAUAGGUUAGUGGUUGUAUUAUGUAAUUUAAAACCUGCCAAAAUGAGAGGAAUUGAAUCGAGUGGAAUGGUUCUUUGUGCAUCAACUGAAAACAAUGGAGUUAAGUCUGUUGAGCCUUUAGAACCAGCUGAAGGAAGUAAACCAGGCGAUAAAGUUUUUAUUGAAAGUUAUGAACAAGGCGAACCAGACAAAAUUUUGAAUCCCAAAAAGAAAAUUUGGGAACAACUCCAGGUUGACUUAAAAGUUUCAAAUUUGUGUGAGGCUCAAUGGCAAUCCAACAACUUGAUGACAAAUGCUGGAAAAAUUCUUUGCAAAUCACUAAAAAAUGUUAAAAUUGCUUAAUUUUUUUAAGUUGUAAUAAUAACAAUUAAAUAAAUAAAACUUAUUUUUUAUGUUUAUUUA